Drosophila persimilis is the source of this 503-nucleotide messenger RNA. RefSeq lists its product as uncharacterized. Bases 56 to 424 code for a protein of 122 amino acids. NCBI's taxonomy places the organism in Eukaryota, Metazoa, Arthropoda, Insecta, Diptera, Drosophilidae. The record is from RefSeq and is a predicted model, not a curated record. The transcript is spliced from 2 exons.
UUUUAUUUAAUUUUUUUAAUUUUCAAAAUUUUUUGGGGCUUUGAAAAAUUAACUCAUGACCAGAAGCGGCACUAGGAAACGGGUGGAUGCCCCUGCCACCCCAUCGCGAAGGUCGAGCAAGAGGAUCCAAGGCAGGAAGCCAGGGCAAGUCCUCAGUUCAAGCCUCCUGCGACGCAUUUGUCGCAUGCCGCCCGAAGGAAAAAGGGCCUAUACGAAGGCGAAGGUCUGGUACCUCAAUCCUCAGUUCAGGAAAGACCACGAGGCUGGCUCUAGGUCCGUUUGCAACGUGUGCCGCGAGGUGCAUCCGCCGCGAGGAUCCGACGAGCAGGCUCCGGUGAAAGUUCAGCAGGAAGUCCAAACAGAGAAAGUCUGCAGCUGCAGUUCCAGUUCCGGUUCCAGUGGUGAUCAGACCAGCAAGGAUUAAGUCCAUUGAAGGUCGCUUUUGCCAGUCUUUAGACAAUGUCUACUCGUGAGAUCUGCUCAAUAAACAGCGUGUUUUAGGG